Molecule: messenger RNA, 2340 nt
Organism: Sinocyclocheilus anshuiensis
Lineage: Eukaryota; Metazoa; Chordata; Actinopteri; Cypriniformes; Cyprinidae
Product: gastrula zinc finger protein XlCGF57.1-like
Exons: 2
Coding region: 1-1683 (560 amino acids)
Source: RefSeq, a predicted model, not a curated record
AUGCCAUCUUUAGGAUCUGUCAUUAAGAAGAAUGGCUUCUCCUAUCAUUGCUAUGCUGAUGACACUCAACUCUACUUCUCAUUCAAACCAGAUGAUCCGACAGUAGCUGUUCACAUUGCAGCCUGUCUGACAGACAUUUCUGGCUGGAUGAAUGUUCAUCACUUUCAACUCAACCUUGCUAAGACAGAACUGCUCGUGGUCUCAGCCAACCCUGCACUUCAUCACAACCUCUCUAUACAGAUAGACCUGCUAGUGCUGAAAGAGGAGAAUCAAGAUCCGAAUGAACUGGAACAGACAGAUCAGUAUGAGAAACACCAUGAUUUCAUAACUGGUGAAAAAGCCACACAAACGGCAUCUAUACGUAAAAGAGCUCAGAAAACCAAAUCUAAUAGCUCUUUCACCUGCCAUCAUUGUGGAAGGAGUUUCAAUGAAAAACGAAGAUUUCAAAUGCACGUGAGAGUUCACACUGGAGAGAGACCAUUCCCCUGCCAACAGUGUGGAAAGAGCUUUGUUCACCAAGGAGCCUUUAAAAGGCACAUGAGAACUCACUCGGGAGAGAAGCCUUACACCUGCCAGCAGUGUGGAAACUGUUUCACUCAAAAAGGAUCUCUUAACAAUCACAUGAGAACUCACUCGGGAGAGAAGCCUUACACCUGCCAGCAGUGUGGAAACUGUUUCACUCAAAAAGGAUCUCUUAACAAUCACAUGAGAACUCACUCGGGAGAGAAGCCAUUCACCUGCCAGCAGUGUGGAAAGUGUUUCGCUCAAAAACCACACCUUCAAAGACACAUGAGAACUCACUCGGGAGAGAAACCUUACACUUGCCGUCAGUGUGUAAAGAGUUUUACACAGAAAAGCACCCUUCAUUCCCACAUGAACAUUCACACUGGAGAGAAGCCUUAUACAUGCAAACAGUGUGGAAAAAAUUUCCCUGCAAAACAAAACCUUAAAAUCCACAUGAGAGUUCACACUCAAGAAAAGCCUUACACUUGCAAGUAUUGUGGGGAGAGUUUCACACAUGCAUGCACCCGUAAUUACCACAUGAGAAUUCACACUGGACAGAAUGUGUUCAAAUGUGAUCGUUGCGGAAAGACCCUCACAACAGAAUUUAGCCUCAAGUGUCACAAGAUGAUUCACACUGGAAAGAAACCCUUCAAAUGUGAUCAGUGUGGAAAGCGUUUCAUAUGUAAGGUAAGACUUAAUUACCACAUGAAGACUCAUUCAGCAGAGAAAUGCUGUAAAUGUGCUCAGUGUGGAAAGCGUUUCAUAUGUAUGGUAAGACUUAAUUACCACAUGAAGACUCAUUCGGCAGAGAAAUGCUGUAAAUGUGCUCAGUGUGGAAAGCGUUUCAUAUGUAUGGUAAGACUUAAUUACCACAUGAAGACUCAUUCGGCAGAGAAAUGCUGUAAAUGUGCUCAGUGUGGAAAGCGUUUCAUAUGUAUGGUAAGACUUAAUUACCACAUGAAGACUCAUUCGGCAGAGAAAUGCUGUAAAUGUGCUCAGUGUGGAAAGCGUUUCAUAUGUAUGGUAAGACUUAAUUACCACAUGAAGACUCAUUCGGCAGAGAAAUGCUGUAAAUGUGCUCAGUGUGGAAAGCGUUUCAGUCAUAAAUGUAGCCUCAAUAUUCACAUUAAAAAACAACACGCUCGAGAGAAGCCUGUGGGAAGAGCUUCUCAUAAAUAGAAGAUCUUAAGAUUAUCAUGACAUAUGUGUGGAAUCAUGUGAAGAAACCCACAUGAGAUUUAAUUCAGGGGAGAACUAUUUUGUACGAAGUGUUUCUCAGUCAAAUGAAACCUGAAGACUCACACUCGAGAGAGACCUUUCACGUGUUUCUGUGUGUUCCUGAAACAUCAUUCAAGAAAAUUCUGGAAAUAAAGUCUGACUGUGACAAGAAGCAAAUUUUAAAAAUCCCCAGCAUAUUCACUCUGGAGGAAGGCUCAUUAACUGUGAUCAAUGUAAUGCAUUUCUUUUGACAUUAAACCUGAUAGAAGUGGCCCUGCAAUUUAAAAUAGCGCCAAAAAAUAGGUAUCUGUUUGAAAUUAAGACUGCGCUCACACCACAGCUGAAUGUGUGUUGUAAUUGAUUAUGGCACCUUCAUAGCCAUGUCUUUUAUUUGUGUUGUUCACUUUUUUUUUUAUACUUGUCAUGGUCUCCUGUAUCCACACCUGACUGUCUCCUUUGCUAUAGUUUCAAAUAUUGUAGUAGACACUAAUUUUGAUUGUAUGGAGACAUUGUGCCGUUCAGUUUACUGGUAACUUGGAAUCAAAAUAUUACGUUUCGGUCUUACUGCGAAAUGCCACAAUGUAACUACAAGGUUAUAAAUAAAAUGGUGAACUGCAU